Zygotorulaspora mrakii is the source of this 1536-nucleotide messenger RNA. RefSeq lists its product as uncharacterized. Gene Ontology annotation, cellular component: cell division site; plasma membrane; growing cell tip. The transcript has a single exon. Bases 1 to 1536 code for a protein of 511 amino acids. Lineage: Eukaryota; Fungi; Ascomycota; Saccharomycetes; Saccharomycetales; Saccharomycetaceae. The record is from RefSeq and is a predicted model, not a curated record.
AUGCUGCCCAGAACUAGAGCGAUCUUUUCAACCUUGCUAGUGCUGCAGUUUGCAGCAGUAGCGUUUUUCAUUAUUUGCAGUGUUACAGCACCAGUUUUCCGACAGAUAGGUUUAUCGAAACACAAUGAUGUAACUUACGGUGUGUUUGGCUACUGCAGAAAUGAGCGCUGCACAACGCCUAGUGCAACGUACUCUCCUGUCGGUGCUGACACGGGCGACAGAGACGGCGGGUGGAGGAUGUCUAGUAGAGCCAGAACAAGCUUGGGAAGGAUUCUGAUUAUCACGCCUGUUGCUGCUGGGUUGAAUUUUCUUUCUAUGGUGUCGGUUUUGAUCGCAUUUUUGACGUGCCUGAUAAGCGGUUCGAGCUCUGCUGUGCUGUUUACUAUCAAUAUUGUCAUGGCUACGAUAUCGUUUUUAGCAUCUGCGCUGGUUUGUGUGAUAGUCUUUUUACUAUUCUAUCCACAUAUUACGUGGUGCACCUGGCUGUUGAUUCCUGGAGCAGUUUUGCCAUUGGUUGUGAUACCUUUAAUAUUUGUUGCUCACUCUGACGCAAAGGAUGACUCCAUUGAUUCUGAUGACGAAGAGCUACGUGGCAUCGUUGAACAAGAUGCCGUCGAUGAAAGUCAGUUUGAUUCUCCAAAUAAAAAUGUCAAUUUCUACCAAGAAAUGACGGGUGAGAAUACACUAAAUUCUCUUUCUGAGAAACCUUUAGUUUUACCAAGCUACGGUUACGACAACUUGCACAAACAAGAUGCUGUAUUCAAAGUAAAUACUGGAACUACAGAUCAAUCUACUAUGAGCAAGGAGAAAAUGGAUAGUUCUGCUUACGAAAUGGAUGAUGCAAAUUCUCAUACUGCUUACUCUGCCAUAAAUGGUAGUCAACAGCAACAGAACAAGCCUUACUCAACUUCACUUUCUCUGGCAUCGUCCGAAUACUCUGACAAAAAUCAUCAAACUGUAUCUCAGCAAAGAUUACAGCAGAAGGACCCUCAUGGCGUCUUGAAAGAUAUAAUACACGAUUCAUUCUCUAAUACUGAUUUGACUAAUGGGCGUGCCCGUUCUGGAAGCGAUAAUGAAUCUGAUUUUACUUCUAUUUCACAAAGGGCUCCACAGCAAGAGUAUUUUGCACAUGCACAUGUACCAUCAACAAUGGCUCAACCCUCUGCAAAUCAACAACAACGUCUAACACAACUUAAUAGAUCUGCUGGCCCGGAUUCAUCUGAUCUUCAACAAAACAAUUCCAAUUUCAUUCAGCAACCAAACUUUGUUCAACAUCCUCAAAGGAGAAUGUACCCUCAAGCAAAUAAGUUUGCCCAUCAAAACUAUCCUCCCGUACAACAGUUCAAUUCUCCAAGACAGUACAAUAAUUAUGCUAACACUCCUCAAAACAAUUUCCAUAAUGCACAACCUGUUGGUUUUGGGCCAACACCAGCUUCUGGUGCCCAUUAUAAGCCAGCUUAUAAAAAAAGAAUGAAUGCUAAGAAUAUGCCGCCAGCAUCUUCUUUUACAGGCCCAAAUCCAUAUGGUUUCAGGUAA